Molecule: messenger RNA, 3803 nt
Organism: Acanthaster planci (crown-of-thorns starfish)
Lineage: Eukaryota; Metazoa; Echinodermata; Asteroidea; Valvatida; Acanthasteridae
Source: RefSeq, a predicted model, not a curated record
GUGCACCGUAGCUUUUGUCGUUCCAUUUUUAUCGACGACGAAACGCGUCGUCUGAGAGUGCAUAAAACGCUGCUGUCUGCAGCAGUUAAAUACUGAGCAGGCUCAGCUCUAAAUCAACUAAAUUUCCGUGGGGGCAAUGGACCACGAACAUACGCGUUAAUAAUUAAAACGGGAUGCGUGUAAUGGAAGAGGCUGCUGUCAAGGACAGCUUGUUCAGGUAUAUAUACGAGUUCACAUGCACGAAGGCUACGGUAUUGUUGGGACAGCCUGUAGGCUUACCUAUUUGGGUGCCCGGUCGUCAGUCAGCAAAUUCAUUUAUGCACUCUGGGUCUACUCGCAGAAUCAUCUCAGACUUUUCGGGACUUUCAAGUUCAAACAGAGGUUCGCAUAAUGGUCGACUCAACAAACAGGCAAACACUCAGACUUCUUGACAAGUCGCAAAACGUAAGCGAAAGGAGUCUGUCGGGAGCAGAUACCAAGGAAUUCGAGGAUGAACUGGACACGGCAAAUGGCAUCAACAUUUGGCAGACGGCCAUUUCCCUGUCGGGUGUUUGUGCUGGCUUGGGUUUCUUAGCCGUUGACGUUCUGGUCGUAAGCACAGGUUGGAUUGGCUUCUUUCUCUUCAUCCUCCUGUAUGCUGCCUUGCUAUACACAUCUAUAAUACUGGGCCGCUGCUGGAAUAUGGUGCGGGAUAAAUGGGGCCAUGAGCGCCAUCCUUACGGCGCGAUCGGCUACGAGGCGUUCGGUGGCUUGGCACGAAGUCUCAUCAACAUACUAGUUGCUGCCGUCUGCUUCAGCAACGCCAUUGUUGUGCUGAUGGGUUUCUCGGAAAUGACUCUUACGAUUGGUGGGGCUGCGCUGGAGGGCACGCUGUGCUACUGGCCGCUGGCCUACGGUCUGGUCAUCUGUCCCUUUUUCUGGCUAGCUACUCCUAAGAGUUUCUGGUGGAUAAUGGCAUCCAGCUUUUUCACCGUCGUCAUGUCGGUGAUCCUCGUUAUCACUUCUGUAUUUGUAGCCGGCAGUCCCACCUCCAGCGGGAUAAAUGCCACCGAGGAGGUGCCCCGAGAGAGUGCGUUUUUUCACCUUACUGAAAUAGCUGGGACGGUCUUCUGGCUCAUGGCCCAGCAUGGCUGUAUCCCGACUCUGCAACAAGACAUGCAACAGCCGCAGGGCUUCAGUAAAGCCAUCAUCCUUGCUGACCUAAUGACUUUAUUUCUGACACUUCCGGUGAUGCUUGCUUUGGUAAUUACCUACGGGAACACACUGACGAACGUGUCAGGUUCUGCGAUAGUGUACUCGUUGCUACCAGAGGACGCCCUCAAGAAGGUCUCUGCAUCGCUUAUCAUGGUCCAUCUGACUGGAGCUGUCUUGUUAGUGAACAACCCACUUUUUCAGUACCUGGAAGAGGUUCUGCAUAUACCCAUCGAGUUUAGCUGGAAGCGAGUGGUUCUACGCUCUUCGGUUCUCCUCAUGCAGAUAUUUGUCCAGGAGACGGUGCCUCAUUUUACCUUGUUGUCGUCUAUAUCUGGUGGAUUUCUCACCCCACUUAUUUCUUUCCUUGUACCCUGCCUGUUUUACCUGCGCUUGCGGAAAACCUACCAGCCAGAACCAACAAAAUGGUCCAUGCUUGAAACAAUUGCCUGCGUCGUCAUCAUCGCAGCAACACCUUGCAUCAUAGUCGCCAUUUUGUUCGGUACGGGGACUGCGAUCGCGAGUGGCAGGACAGCGUUCACCGUACCAUGCUAUGUCAACGCAACUCUCGCUGGUCUUUGACGGUUUCAAGGGAGUUCCCUCUUUGCCUACAACUCAUAUGGGAGGCCAAAGUUUGCAGAAAUGUCAACUUUUGGUCAAUUAUUUUCAUAAGUUUGUGUUUAGUAGUCCGUGAAUUAUGAUCUGGUUUUCUGAUAGCUGCGUGGGACUUGUUAAUAUUUUGUGAAUCAUUCUUUAGCAUUUUUGUACCGACGGCCAGCCAUAGUUUUAGCAACCACUUCUUGGUCUUGAACAGACCCUAUUGAAGAGAUCUUCAUCGGCACGGUCAGUCAGGAGUAUAAUUGACUUUGACUUUGUCACCAGAACCCAUAGCGCGAAUGGGAUCACUCAUCGCGACCCGCGUGGAACAAACAGGCCCUCGGUCGCAAAAUUACCAGUGUCAGUACACUAAACUUGCCAGUUUCACCGCAGUUGCGCUCAGAUUACAUAAAGCCCACAGUUUAAGUGGCGGUAGAAAAAUAAUAGUGUUCUGGGUAAAACGGCAGGAAAUGUAAAUCCAAUCCACACGUCGGACUACGGGUAGCAUUGGAACCCAGGCCACGGAACUACAAAAGCUACAGAAAGCAUCAAGACCUACCCCUGCAGCCGUUACACACAGGUGUUUCAGAUUUUUGCUCUGGAAGAUGUUGUUUUAGAACUGAGUGUUUGGGCCUUCACGCUGUUUCUUAAGCUUGUGUAAAAUCCACAAGAUUUCUCGGUUGAAACUCGAGCCCGCGCCCACCUGCACUCGACCCACAGCUUUGAUGACCCAGGUCGGCUGACCCCGGCAAGCAUUUCCGUCUGCGAUACGGCAAAUUAACGCGCAAGUCCUGGGUUGGUGCACUUCAUAAAACCAUGCAGUGAACAGUUACUGAGGUUUCACGAACUAUCGUAAAGGUGUUCCCGUGCACUUAGCAUACUAACGUGUGAUUUCAAUAUUUUUGUUUUCACUAAUACUUAUGCAUGUUUUAGAUACACUUGUAGAUGUUGACACGAAUUAUCAUUCGUAAACCUGUCAAAUAUAGUUGUAUUUAACUAAAAAACAUUCUGGCAUAGAAUAUUGUUAAAGGUUUUAUUUCGUCAAAACAAAAAGUCCUGAGAUUUACAUUUCUUAGUUGGUGAAAAUGAAACUAAAGGGGAACUGUACAUUCUCUACUCAAGUUGUGUACAUUAAUAUAGUAACGCUGUGCAUUUAAUAGUUGGCGGUGACGGCGACGAUAUUUAUUCCCAUUCAUACUGUUGAAUCACAAAGUCAAAAUAAGUGUAAACUGUUUCAUAUUUCCAACGAUAUUGUUCAAUUCUACUUUUUUCAGACAUUUAUCUUGCCAUGUUAUUGUUUGUUGUUCCUUUCGCCAAGUUGUCCUAAACAACUACUUUAUGGAGGUUUUUGCGCACUUUGCGUGGAGACGGCCACGGUGAGGUGGCGCACUGCCAGAUGCUGCUUGAUCAUCCGUUUAAGACUGGCCACGUGACGGGCUCUCGACUAAUAAGAGUGGCUAAACUAUCUUGGGUAGGCCUAUUUAUGAAUAAACAAUGAAAGAUAAGAAAAUGUAAGAACAUCUUUCUGCUGGGUUGGAUGAACUAGGGAGUGACUCUCCUCUAAACAUAUGAAUGUUGUAAAAAGUGGUGGCGAUUAUAUUUCAGUGAAUGUACGCUAGUGAUCUGGGUUACUUCGCUGUUGGUUCAAGAUGAACAAAUACAGCCAUGUGUUCAUAUGACGCGACUGUGGGUGAGAACGGUGCAGGCAUAGCCUGUCCAACAGUUAACAUCGACUGUGUUGGGUCAUAAGUCUGACAUCGGGUGUGCGUUAUCGACCCAUGUACUUCUUGCAGUUGGUGCAUUGUGGGAAAAUCAUCAUCAAUAAUGAUCACAUGAACAGCUCCAAAUACACAUUAUGGACAGUUUGUCCUCAUACCCAUAGUCCAUUGGGUGCGGAGAGGGAGCACAAUACAACAGGUACAAGGAAAUCUAUUUCCGGAACAGAGACAGAGGCAAAAUCGGGACAGCGGAUGGACUACAAUUGCAAAAUUAAACUUAAGAAAAAUAUGAUCAAA